Molecule: messenger RNA, 2223 nt
Organism: Heterobilharzia americana
Lineage: Eukaryota; Metazoa; Platyhelminthes; Trematoda; Strigeidida; Schistosomatidae
Source: the annotation of a GenBank genome assembly
CAGUUUCGUUCUUUACUGUAUUCUGUACCUGUCAUACAUGCUGCAUCUCGAAUACACUGCUUAUGAUCAUUAUCACAUGGACCACAGAUCACUUAAACUGAACCUUUUGGGGCCUUUUGAAAACAGAACUCACCUUGCACGUUAUAUUCAGUUGUUUCGUGAAAUUGUCAUCAAGCCUCCUCAAAUAAAAUACAAAUUCCCACCACCUCAAUCGUUAUGAAAGGCAUUCAUUCGGUUCAAAAUUUAAAAGAUGAUUCCAAAAUUGGUGAGCAGACGUGGUAUAAAAUUCCGACCAAGAACAAAUCUCUAAUUGUAAAACUUAAUAACUACCAAUCAAAACACAAUAAAAUAUCAAUAUACGGUUGAUUUCAAGAUUUUCUGAUGGCUACAGAGUUUACUGACGAAGUUGUUCAUGGAAUUACUUGUGAAUCAAAGAGUUCAAGGGAUAAAUCGUUUGCUGAAGCACAAAUGCAAAGUGAACCAUAUAAAAUUUACCACCGUGGUACGCAGUCCAAGAGGUAUCGAAGCCAAGAAAUUCAAACAGAUUGGUUUCAUCAAGACAAACUAUUGCACAACACUGAUAUAGACACAGUUGAAUGUAAUACAGAAACAAAGCUGAUUUAUUUUCUUACAAAAAUUGAACCAAUCAUUACAAGGGAACUAGAAAAGAAUAUCAACUGUAAAGCAUUUCAACGACUAAAAUUCAAAAGAUUAUUCAAUAAAGUUAAUGCAACAGAAAAGUAUACUUUUACUUUGGAUGAAGCAAACGAGAACCGAUUGUCUGUUACAGGAUUAUCAUGGAAUUCAACUGGAGCACUGUUGGCGAUAGCAUAUGGAUCACUGUGUCAUUUAGACUGGUGUACACAUCUUGGAUACGCAGCUCUUUGGAAUAUGACAAGUGAUCCAGUGACAUUUAAUCAUCCUAAGCAUAAAUAUAUCACUAAUAACUGCCUAAUGUGUAUAAAAUUUCAUCCAACAAUCCAAUCUUUAUUAGCUGGAGGAACAUAUACAGGAGAUCUAGUCAUCUGGGAUCUUGCCCAUGGAAGUGAUCAUAUGUUAGCUAAUAUUACAGGCAGAAAAACUGGUCAUAAAGAUUGUAUCAAUCAGAUUGGUUGGAUAACAAAUUGUCUGCAAUCACAUGUUCAUAAUUUAAAUACUCUGAAUAAUAUACAUUCCACAAAUUGUCGAUUACUAACUGCUGGCAGCGAUGGUCGAAUUAUAUGUUGGCAGAUUGAUUUAUGUCGUUCGCAAAUGGUAAACUGUGUUAAAAUUUUUCAGAUAAGAAACAAAGAUCAAACGUCACUACCAAUAUACAGUUACUCAAGUUCACUGAGGAAUUCAGCUUACUUUCGAUCCACUUUGUCGGAAUCAAACAGUGAAAAACCUGUAAAUAUUACUUGUCUUUCACUAUCUAAGAGCGAUCCAGACAAGUUUGUUGUUGGUACUGAAAUUGGUGGCUUACUGGUUUGUGAGAUUGAUUCUGUCAACUGGGAUGCAAGUAACCAGGAGGUCGUGGAUGAGUGUAUGCCAUCGCCGGUUAAAUUUUCGCUAGCUCGUCACAAUGGUCCAAUUUAUUCAGUAGACUGGAAUGCAUUCUACCCAAACCUUAUUCUUGUAUGCGGAUUGAAUCAAGGUGUACAGCUAUUUAGUGUUUUACAAAACUCACCUUUAAUAAAUAUUGAUCCAGGUGAAGGAUCUGUACUUAUCGCCAAAUUCUCACCAUAUUUAUCAAAUAUCUUCAUAUGUAUCACUGAAUGCAAUUCUAUACUGAUAUAUGACCUAAUUGGUGAUGGAACGGUUGUAUCAGUUAUUACAAUGCAAAACAAUAUUCAUACAGAGAAAGAGUAUAAUUUUCAACCCGUGCUGUUGUAUUCACUGACAUCUCAGGGACAUAAUGAAGAUCAAGGUGCCAUUAUAAGUGCAGAAUUGAAUCAUAGAGAUUCCAGACUCUUAGCUACUGGAAGUACUAAUGGAAACACCUAUAUCUGGGAUCUUGGCACUUUGAUCAAAGAAUUAUCACCAAAAGUAACCAUCUGAUUUAUUUAUACUCUAAUUAGAAAUGAGUGAAAAUGAAAAUUAUUAUCUACACUCAACUGACUGUUACAAUAUUAAAUACUCCGAAGUAUUAUUUAAUUAAUGCAUAUAUGCAGCAUAGCCAAAGCAUAAACUGAAAUUUGUUUAUAGCAGAACCAAAUAAAUGUAUCGCUCAACAUGUACAUAUCG